This is a messenger RNA of Moesziomyces aphidis, 684 nucleotides long. The record is from the annotation of a GenBank genome assembly. Lineage: Eukaryota; Fungi; Basidiomycota; Ustilaginomycetes; Ustilaginales; Ustilaginaceae.
AUGCAUGCCGCCUCCGCGUCUGGUCCUGCCAGCUCGUUUGCACUGCCCCCGUUCAGGAACUCGCCAGACUCGACACACACGCAUCAAACAUUCGGCUCCCGCCUCGCCAGGCCCGCAGUGCCGCGGCGCAGAUUACCGUGGUCUACGAACCCCCGCCCCCCCAUCAGUUCGCGGCGUCGACGACACAAAGGCCCUCCGAGCCCCAAAAAUGCGCAAAUCGCGUCUUGCAAGCCUGACCCUCAGCUUGCUGCUCGUGUGCACCGCUUUUUGUCCUGCAUCUGUGCUGCCGCCUCGUUUCCCGUCAUGCUGGGUGGCACCACUGUUGUGCUUCAUUUUACGAUGCAGCGGUACUCCGAUUUGCAGGUGCAAUCUCUGCCCAAAUUGCAACUCCAACCCGGCACCUCGAAUCUGCCUGCCAAGCUGAGCCGGGCGGAGACGGUGCAUCCGCUCUUCCGACCACCAUCCUCCGCCAUCCCGUCCGCUGCUGCCGCCUCCUCGCCAACCCCUCCCACCAUCCCUCAGAGCUUGUGCCAGCUCGCAUCAUCCUCCUCAUCCUCUCCUCAUCCUCAUUCUCCCGCCUACCGCCGUUCACCGCCAACCUUCGCCAUCACCCCUGUCCGCCUCAUCACAAACAUCACCUUCUUCACUCCCUUCCGCCCUCCAUCGCCUCGAGUUUCAACCUGA